Messenger RNA from Brassica napus (rape), 940 nucleotides. RefSeq names its product CLAVATA3/ESR (CLE)-related protein 13-like. The record is from RefSeq and is a predicted model, not a curated record. NCBI's taxonomy places the organism in Eukaryota, Viridiplantae, Streptophyta, Magnoliopsida, Brassicales, Brassicaceae. Bases 303 to 617 code for a protein of 104 amino acids. The transcript has a single exon.
CGUACUGGCGAUUUUCCUAUUAUCUGAUAUUUAUGCAUAUCAUCUAUGACGUUGAUUUUGUAAGUUUUCCAUAGAAGAGGAAAGGAAAACUCCAAUAAACUAAUAUUAUGAUGAGAGGUUUGACUUUAUUAGGAACGUCAAAUUUAAUGUACCUCUCUGCUUCCUUGAACGGAAAGGAAGUUUCUUAGUUGGAAAACGCUGUCUCCAAUUCAUAGGUUCUCUACCUCUAUCCCUAUAUAUAUGUCAACACAAUAUUGUUUCCUAUCUAUCUUCGAUGGUCAUAUGAUCGUUAAUUAAUCUCCAUGGCCACGAGUAGAGUCUCCCACGCCUUAUGGUUUCUUCUGUGUAUCUCUCUUCUCCUGUUGGUCUCUGAAGGUUUCUUUGUUAGGCUCAGCUCCAUGUCCUCCACAAAGCCUUUUCCAUCUCCGGUUAUUAGCUCGCUGCGACCAGGAAGAAGAGCUUUUGUGGUAAGUAAGUUUGACUUCACACCGUUCAUGAAAGACCUUCGCCGAAAAGAUCAUCAAGAUGUUUCACAGCUGGGAGGAUCCGAGAUCGACCCAAGAUAUGGAGCUGAGAAACGGCUCGUCCCAUCUGGUCCAAACCCCUUGCACCACUGAUUGUCUUCUUAUAUAUAUUUUACUUAAAUUUUCUUUAUUAAUUUGUUUCUUUCGAAUUGAUAUAAACACUAAAAAGGAUAUACUGCACAUAAUUUAAUUCAUAAAAAGCUGCUAAUAUUUCUUUGGGGAGCAUAUGUAUUGAAUUAUUUAUUCUUCUUUGUCAUGUGAAGUAUUUGUUUUAACUUUCGUUGUAAAAGAUGAUAUUUAGUUUUUUUUUUCUCAACUUUUUAUUGCAUUUGUGAUUAGGUUGUACUAAUAAAACAUACUAUCAUUAUCAUAGUUUAGAUCAAAACGAGCAUGUACACGUUUUUAUAAAAUAAAUG